AUGUGGAAGGUGAAGAGAAACUUUCACAUGGGGGAAUACGAGUUGGAGGAUCUUGCCGGUUCAAAAGAUGAGUAUUCCACAUCUGUGAGCUCUGCUACGCGUUUAAAGAAUUCUUCGGGGUCUAAGAAAUAUGAGCUGAAUCGAAAGAGCAGCGUCAAGACGGAGGUCAUUGACCAGGGAGAUGAAGAAGGGCAAUUUAUCGGAGAGGAGACUAACGGGAGCGCGGGUUUCGACGACGAUUAUAUCCACGAGGGACAGGUCCAUGAGGCGGAGGUGAAAAGGGCGUUGAAACCGAGACAUAUUGGGAUGAUUGCGCUCGGCGGGACGAUCGGUACAGGUUUGUUUAUCGGUAUCGCGACGCCGUUGGCGAACGCGGGGCCUGUCGGCGCCCUGAUCGCUUAUCUGUUCAUGGGUUCGCUUGCUUACGCCGUGGUACAGUCGCUGGGUGAAAUGGCGACUUUUAUCCCAGUAACGUCGUCGUUCACUGUCUUCUCAGACCGGUUUUUAUCACCAGCGUUUGGGGCGGCGAACGGCUACAUGUACUGGUUUUCCUGGUCGGUGACGUUUGCUCUGGAGCUAUCCGUAGUAGGCCAGAUAAUCGAGUUUUGGACGUUUGCCGUGCCUAUGGCCGCUUGGAUUAGUAUAUUUUGGGUCUUGCUCACGGUAAUGAACCUCUUCCCCGUCAAAUACUAUGGCGAGUUCGAGUUCUGGAUCGCGUUUAUGAAAGUGCUCGCGAUAGUUGGAUUCAUCAUUUACUGUCUCUGCAUGGUAUGUGGUGCGGGAAUAACGGGACCGGUAGGUUUCCGUUAUUGGCGGAAUCCAGGGCCAUGGGGCCCCGGUAUCAUCUCUGAGAACAAAAAUGAAGGACGGUUUUUGGGCUGGGUCUCUUCUUUGAUCAAUGCCGCAUUCACGUAUCAGGGAACCGAAUUGGUUGGUAUCACUGCGGGCGAGGCUGCCAACCCUAGAAAAUCGGUCCCAAGGGCUAUCAAGAAGGUCAUAUACCGUAUCUUAUUCUUCUACAUCCUGUCUCUUUUCUUCAUCGGGCUAUUGGUUCCAUACAACGAUCCCAAGCUAUCAAGCCAAGAGUCCUAUGUUGCUUCUUCGCCUUUCAUUAUAGCGAUUCAGAACUCCGGAACCAAGGUACUCCCUGAUAUAUUCAAUGCCGUGGUGCUUUCCACCAUCAUAUCUGCAGGUAACUCGGACGUCUAUGUUGGCUCUCGUGUUUUAUUCGGACUGUCAAAGAACAAGCUGGCCCCCGGUUUCUUGUCGCGCACCACAAGGCACGGUGUUCCUUACAUGGCUGUUCUCUUCACCGCAGCCAUGGGCGCAUUAGGAUACAUGGAGCUUUCGACAGGCGGCGCUUCCGCCUUCAACUGGUUGUUAAAUAUCACAGGUGUCGCGGGCUUUUUCGCUUGGGUGUUGAUCUCAGCCUGCCACAUACGGUUCAUGCAAGUGUUGAAGCACCGUGGUAUUUCCCGUGAUGACCUUCCAUACAAGGCAAAAUUCAUGCCCUACUUGGCCUACUACGCGCUUUUCUUCAUGGUCCUCAUCAUCUUGGUCCAAGGCUUUACGGCUUUUGCGCCUACCUUUAAUGGGGUAGACUUUGUUGCUGCCUACAUCUCAGUGUUCUUAUUCGUUGGAAUUUGGUUCGUUUAUCAACUGUGGUUUAGAUGCAGGAUAAUCAGAAAACUCGACGACAUUGAUAUCGACACUGAUAGGAGAGGCAUCGAGGCUGUUGUUUGGGAAGAUGAAGGACCAAAGACCUACUGGGAUAAAUUUUGGGACAUUGUCGCAUGA
Molecule: messenger RNA, 1797 nt
Organism: Torulaspora globosa
Lineage: Eukaryota; Fungi; Ascomycota; Saccharomycetes; Saccharomycetales; Saccharomycetaceae
Product: amino acid permease
Exons: 1
Coding region: 1-1797 (598 amino acids)
Biological process (GO): amino acid transmembrane transport
Cellular component (GO): membrane
Molecular function (GO): amino acid transmembrane transporter activity
Source: RefSeq, a predicted model, not a curated record